AAUUGGAUGACAAUUGGACUUUGUUGCGCUUCCUUCAUUUAAAAACACAAACUCAUCGCAAGGUUAACCUUUCAUUUGCGCGUCCUGUUCUGCCCUGAAUCAGUUUGGUUUUUCCUGAGAUUGGAUAAUCUAUUCUCUCUUUGACGCGCCAAUUUCAGCUUUUGAAACACAAUGGCAGACUCCGAGGAUAUUCAGCCACUCGUCUGUGACAAUGGGACAGGAAUGGUUAAGGCUGGAUUUGCUGGAGAUGAUGCUCCAAGGGCUGUGUUCCCUAGCAUUGUUGGUCGACCACGUCACACUGGUGUGAUGGUUGGCAUGGGCCAAAAAGAUGCAUAUGUUGGGGAUGAAGCUCAGUCCAAGCGAGGUAUAUUAACUCUGAAAUACCCCAUUGAGCAUGGUAUUGUGAGUAACUGGGAUGACAUGGAGAAGAUCUGGCAUCACACCUUCUACAAUGAACUCCGUGUUGCCCCGGAGGAGCACCCGGUUCUGCUCACCGAGGCACCUCUUAACCCGAAGGCCAAUCGUGAGAAAAUGACCCAAAUCAUGUUUGAGACAUUCAACACACCUGCUAUGUAUGUAGCUAUCCAGGCUGUUCUGUCCCUCUAUGCCAGUGGGCGUACAACUGGUAUUGUUCUGGACUCUGGAGAUGGUGUCAGCCACACUGUGCCCAUCUAUGAAGGGUAUGCCCUCCCUCAUGCCAUUCUCCGUCUUGACUUAGCAGGGCGUGACCUCACAGAUGCCCUGAUGAAAAUCCUGACCGAGCGCGGUUACUCCUUCACCACCACAGCCGAGCGUGAAAUUGUGAGGGACAUGAAGGAAAAGCUGUCUUACCUUGCCCUUGAUUUUGAGCAAGAGCUUGAAACAUCACGAACCAGCUCCGCUGUUGAGAAGAGCUAUGAGCUCCCAGAUGGACAGGUCAUCACCAUUGGCGCCGAGCGUUUCCGUUGCCCUGAAGUUCUCUUCCAGCCAUCCAUGAUUGGAAUGGAAGCUGUUGGAAUCCAUGAGACCACAUACAACUCAAUCAUGAAGUGUGAUGUUGAUAUCAGAAAGGACUUGUAUGGAAACAUAGUCCUCAGUGGUGGCUCUACCAUGUUCCCGGGUAUUGCUGACAGAAUGAGCAAGGAAAUCACCGCGUUGGCCCCCAGCAGCAUGAAGAUCAAGGUGGUUGCUCCACCCGAGAGAAAGUACAGUGUCUGGAUCGGUGGCUCUAUCUUGGCUUCUCUCAGCACUUUCCAACAGAUGUGGAUUGCAAAGGCAGAGUACGAUGAAUCUGGUCCUUCAAUUGUACACAGGAAAUGCUUUUAAAUGUUGCUGGAUGUGGUGCAGAUACUGUGUCGUCGUUUGGCAUAACAAUAGCACCUUGCAACAAUUGAUAUUUUCUUUAAUUAUGUGUUGAUAGAACGGAGAAUUGGGUGAAAGGGGGGUUUAUGGCAGAGUUAAUUCUUUCAUUUGUUUUGUUUACCAUUGACAAUUGUUGAACAGUUGAUCUUUAAUGAUAAAUCAAAGCCAGUUUAAUUUAUAACUA
Lotus japonicus is the source of this 1525-nucleotide messenger RNA. Its product is annotated as actin. Bases 172 to 1305 code for a protein of 377 amino acids. The record is from RefSeq and is a predicted model, not a curated record. NCBI's taxonomy places the organism in Eukaryota, Viridiplantae, Streptophyta, Magnoliopsida, Fabales, Fabaceae. The transcript is spliced from 5 exons. Gene Ontology annotation, cellular component: cytoplasm.